Molecule: messenger RNA, 2498 nt
Organism: Trachemys scripta elegans
Lineage: Eukaryota; Metazoa; Chordata; Testudines; Emydidae
Gene: REDIC1
Product: chromosome 1 C12orf40 homolog
Exons: 10
Coding region: 1-2001 (666 amino acids)
Source: RefSeq, a predicted model, not a curated record
AUGAACUGGGUUGGUGGCUCCCGGAGCAGAAUCAUACUUAAACAGGAAAGGAGAAAGCAAAAGGAAUUCUUUGAAAAGAAAAAGCUUAGAUCAAAGAUGAAGCUGCUAGGAGUAUCAUCACCCCAUAAAAGUUCAACAGUCAGUUUAGAUCUACUCAAUCUGUAUGUUGUUAACCAGAUAUCCACCAAGAAAGACACUGCUGACAGAGUGAGAAAACCAGUCCAUGUGGAUCUGAACAAGGGGUUAAAAACCCCUACAAGGAGACAGAAUAUUGAACUUCCCAUGUCACCACAACGUACAUCAUCUAAAAUAGGCCUAGAUGACAUCCAGAACAGAAUACAACAACAAGUAUUAGAGAACAGAAGAAAGCAUCUCACAGACAAGAUGAAAUACCAACCUCAGUUAUCACAAGUAAUGGAAUCAACUUGCACAGACUCUAGUCUUGAACAUCUGUACAAUCUAGCAGCAGACUGUAAUUCCUAUCCAGUGUCCUCUUCGGUUUCCUGGUCUUCUAAUUACAAACAAUCUCCAGAACAAAAUUUCAGAACGAACCUAGCAUGCAGUCCUUGGGAAGUGGCCUACGAAGAGGAGAAGCAGAGCAAACAGUUUCUACCAUUUUCUCAGCCGGGAAAUAUUCUCUCUCAAGACCCUUGGGUUUCAAAACCUCAAAACAGGCAAUGCAUUUUUAGCAAGUCCAAUACAGCAGGACCAUUGGGAACAUUGUUUAAGAAAUUGAAUAGUCCAGAAUAUAUAAACUCUGUUGGUAAUACUCCAGCUUUAAUUACCAGUAAAGAUUCCGGAAGCAACAACAGAAUAAAAGAGCCAUUAUUUGGUAUUGUGAAAGAAACAGCAGCAAACGACACUCACAAUGAAAAUGGUCUAGCAUUGUCUGAAGAUGAGAGGCCACUGAUUCAUAAUAUUCCUUCCAUGGAAUAUUGUGGUCCUUUUGUUAAUCAAGCCAGUAUCAGCCAGUUAUUUACAGAUCCAGAUGAUAUGAAUGAAAUAUCCAACAGAUGCAGCCCUUGUAAUAGAGAAAUUUAUAACAUGACUAAAUGUACUGAAAGGUAUACUGUAGACAGAUGCCUUAAAGGGAUUUUCACUGUUCCAGAGCAGACUUUCUUUAAAAGUAAGACUAUUUCAAGUGCAAGCCAUAAAGAAAAUAAACAGCCUAAUAAAAGCGACUUGAAAGAAUACCCUGAUGGACAUUAUUACAUUAUAUCUUCUGAAAACCAAGAAAAUCCUUCAAAAUAUGAAAGAACAGACAUUGAAUCAUCACUGAGCAGUCAGUCCCCCAGUUAUUCUCCAAAGCAAACAGACAGUUGUUUCUGCACUAGUUCUGAGAUGCGACUUAUGUACAACUGCAUUCAUACAAAUCUGUUUGUACAGUCUGAAGAGGACGACCUAGCUGAAAAGUGUCUUUCUGACCGCUCCUUUCAAGUAAACAGUGCCAAUCCAAUUGCAGCUUCAACAAGCAAAGGACCACACCCUAGCUUUGGCACGGAAAGUUGGCUUUUCCCUCCUGGCACUAGUGUUGCUAUGAACGAAGCCAACAUUACGCAACAGGCAGAGGCCAGUUUACAAGUGACAGAGGAGGAAAAUAAAGACCAGGCUGCUCAGCCCAACUCUUCACACCCAUCAUUUAAAAGGAAGAGUAUUAAUCACAGAGAAAGGUGUGAUGCUGGGUCACAAACUGAGAGCCCCACUGUAAGGGGAGAAAAAUUAAAUGCUGCCGUACAAUGUGAUAUAAUACAGGCAUGUUGCUGUAUAAAUCAUCUUUCCUCUGUCCACAGCGCUGAACUACUAACUAAUGUUAGUAAAGCAGAUACCACUGGAGGGCAGGAAAUUACAGCAGAUGAGGCAUUUCGGUCUUCAAGUACAGACAAUGCACCAAUUAUUGCAGAAUUUCCUCCUGAAACUGAGUAUCUGACUUUGCCUGACAAGAUGACUGUAGAUGUACUGAACUACAUUCACAUAAUGAAAAAGAGAGAAGAGAGCAACUGAGUACAAAGGAGAACCUAUUAAAUAUAUUGUGGGGACAUCGAAAAGCCCUGUACUCUUAGGGAAUUUUAUUCAUUCCACAGUACAUUAUUUCCUUUUAUUUGGUACAUUUGGUUUUUGCUGUUGGACAAGAUAUUCUUUUACAAAUUAUUAUUACUGUGUUCUCAAUAUUUUAUAGUAGCUUAGUGAAAAUAGCCCUUAUUCAUUAGAUACAUUUCCACAAUACAAUUAUAACAUUUUGUGGUUUGGGAUGGAUCCUGUUCUUAUUGAAGUCAAUGUAAAUACUCCAUUGACUUCCAAGGGCAUUGGAUAGGGCACUUGGUGCACAAAAACAUGCACAUGGUUAUACACACACGUAUCCAAUUUUUAUGAUUUUUAGUUAAAAAAAACAGCAACUUCACAUCUAUGCACACAGAAUAAACUGAAAUUAUUACAACAUAUUAAAAUGAGCUGUAGUGGUAGGUUUAUGUUCUGAUUGCAAAUACAGACUCAUCUUUUUG